Messenger RNA from Cyclopterus lumpus (lumpfish), 594 nucleotides. RefSeq names its product dnaJ homolog subfamily C member 5-like. The transcript has 4 exons. The record is from RefSeq and is a predicted model, not a curated record. NCBI's taxonomy places the organism in Eukaryota, Metazoa, Chordata, Actinopteri, Perciformes, Cyclopteridae. The coding region runs from base 1 to 594 and encodes 197 amino acids.
AUGUCUGACGCAAGGCAGAGAACUUUGUCCACCUCUGGAGAGUCUCUGUAUCAGGUCCUGAGUCUGGAGAAAGGCUGCAGCCAUGACGACAUCAAGAAGUCCUACAGGAAGCUGGCGUUGCGGUUCCACCCCGAUAAGAACCCGGACAACCCGGAGGCGGCGGAGAAGUUUAAAGAGCUGAACAGCGCCCACACUGUCCUGUCCGACCUCAGCAGAAGGAACAUCUACGACUCGUACGGGUCUCUGGGGCUCUACGUCGCCCAGCAGUUCGGAGAGGACAACGUCAACACCUACUUCAUGCUGUCCACCUGGUGGGCCAAGGGUCUGUUCCUGGUCUGUGGGGUCCUGACUGGGUUUUACUGCUGCUGCUGUCUCUGCUGCUGCUGUAACUGUUGCUUUGGGAAGCUAAAGCCGCGGCCCACAGGUGAGGGAGCGGGACCGGACUAUGUCUCCCCAGAAGACCUGGAGGCGGAGAUACUCAACGACCCCGCUGAUAAUGUUGAAACUCCGAUCGUUCAGCAGCCGACGAACGCCAGCGAGAAGACUCAGCUGAUCACUGACGGACUCCGCAGGUACGGAGACACCUACACAUGA